Molecule: messenger RNA, 4440 nt
Organism: Thunnus maccoyii (southern bluefin tuna)
Lineage: Eukaryota; Metazoa; Chordata; Actinopteri; Scombriformes; Scombridae
Gene: fgfr1a
Product: fibroblast growth factor receptor 1a
Exons: 18
Coding region: 683-3184 (833 amino acids)
Biological process (GO): positive regulation of cell population proliferation; multicellular organism development; positive regulation of cell differentiation
Cellular component (GO): signaling receptor complex; membrane
Molecular function (GO): fibroblast growth factor binding; fibroblast growth factor receptor activity; ATP binding
Source: RefSeq, a predicted model, not a curated record
GGUCCGGAGGAUGAUGCGCAUUUUCUCAGAUUGAAGGGGGGAGGUUUGGAGCAGCCCGGACUCUCGUUGUUUAACAGAGUUAUCCGCCAGGAAUGGUCAAAAUACUUUCUAGGAUUCAUUGUCGUGCCUCUCCUUUGAGAGAAUAUAACAUCAAACGACACCUUGUUUUCGGAUGUUUUGUUAGAGUGAGUUGAACAACUUUAGGACACAGUUUUCGGAGGUGCGAGGACUUGAUUUCAUCGUGAGCGAAACGAUUUGGGAUAAAGGGACUAACUUACCAAAAAACCACCGCAUAGGCUGCACUCAGCGUAGUGUUUGGACCAGUUUGCGUUAGCUAGGUAAGAUAAGAGAAGAAAAGGAAAUCACAGCACAGCUUUCAAUUUAGAAAAUUUAUCAACUUAACUCUCAACUUAACUUAACGCUCCGUUGAUUAUUUGGGUUUUUCGGAGUGGGGGGACGCUCAGUCUUUUCUUCUGUCGCACAAGUUUGGCAAAAAAUAUGCGCCAACUUGUUAGCUAAACGUUGAUAGUUUUGGAGCAAGUGAACGUCGAUAAAAGGAGCCGCACAUUUAAGUCUGGAUAUACUGUUUUUCGGAAAGUUUUUCUGCCUCCAAUCUCGACCAACACUGGCUGUUUCACAGCCCCCCGCCAGUAAGUUUAGCACUGUGAAUGACCCGCCGCUGAUGCCCCAAAGGUCUGAAUGGAGUUCCAGUCGCAGAAAAGCCAACAGUUGUAGCUCCCUCAGCAGGAUGCUGAUGAGGCCAAGUAUACUUCUGUUUCUGGCUUUAUUCGCCCAAGUUUUAAGGACUCAGUGCCGGCCUGCCAACACUGAUGAAGUCUCCGAGGAAAGGCAAGCAGAGCUGUUCACCCUCUAUCUCGGGGAUCGUCUGGAUCUGAGUUGCUCUGCCAAGGACUCCCUCCAUGCUGUCAACUGGACCAAAGACCAUGUGGCCGUAGUGGAUGGAGAACACACACGCAUCCGCAACGGACAGCUGGAGAUUGAGACUGUGGAGCUGGCGGACUCUGGCCUGUACGCAUGCACAACCUUUGGCAACCAUAGCGUCUACUUCAACGUCACAGUCGAUACCCUGGCCUCGUCUGAGGAUGACGAUGACGAUGAAAAGUCUUCAUCUGAGGAAGCCAAACUGUUAGGCAGUCAAAAGCUGCUGCCAAUGCCCCCACAAUGGGCUCAUCCAGAGAAAAUGGAGAAAAAGCUUCAUGCCGUCCCAGCCAGUAAGACUGUCAAGUUCCGCUGCCAGGCCAGUGGCAACCCAACGCCCACACUGAAAUGGUACAAGAAUGGCAAGGAGUUCAAGAGAGACCAUCGCAUUGGAGGCUUCAAGGUCCGUGAUAAUGUGUGGACCAUCAUCAUGGAAUCUGUAGUGCCCUCUGACAAGGGAAACUACACCUGUGUGGUGGAAAACCAGUAUGGCAGCAUCAAUCACACCUACCAGCUAGAUGUUGUCGAGCGCUCUCCCCAUAGGCCAAUUCUUCAGGCUGGCCUGCCAGCUAAUCGCACCGCCGUGGUGGGCAGCGAUGUGGAGUUUGAGUGCAAAGUGUUCAGCGACCCUCAGCCUCAUAUCCAGUGGCUGAAACACAUCGAGGUUAACGGGAGCCGUGUCGGCCCUGAUGGCUUACCGUACGUCCGUGUCCUCAAGCAUUCUGGGGUCAAUAGCUCGGACGCUCAGGUGCUGACCCUCUACAAUGUGACUGAGGAGGAGAGCGGAGAGUAUAUAUGUAAAGUGUCCAAUUAUAUAGGAGAUGCCAAUCAGUCGGCCUGGCUGACUGUCACCACAUAUGAGCCCACAGCUGUCCCUCACUAUCCACCAGCCAAUCACACCUACCUGGAGGUGGUCAUCUACUGCGUGGGCUUCUUUUUCAUCGCUGUCAUGAUCGCCAUCGCAGUUAUCGUCAAGAUUCGUACCUCCUCCAAGAAGAGUGACUUCAACAGUCAGCUGGCCGUCCACAAGUUGGCCAAAAGCAUCCCCUUGCGCAGACAGGUGUCUGUGGACUCGAGCUCCUCCAUCCACUCUGGAGUGAUGCUGGUUCGACCCUCCCGUCUUUCCUCCAGUGGCUCUCCAAUGCUGUCAGGGGUGUCUGAGUAUGAACUUCCCCAGGAUCCCCGCUGGGAGCUUCCCCGGGACAGACUUGUUCUUGGGAAGCCCCUUGGUGAAGGCUGCUUUGGUCAAGUGGUGAUGGGAGAAGCACUGGGUCUCGACAAAGAGAAGCCAAACCGUGUGACAAAGGUUGCAGUCAAAAUGUUGAAAUCUGAUGCCACAGAGAAAGACCUGUCAGACCUGAUUUCAGAGAUGGAGAUGAUGAAGAUCAUUGGGAAGCACAAGAACAUCAUUAAUCUGCUGGGAGCCUGUACACAGGAUGGUCCUCUGUAUGUGAUUGUUGAGUAUGCAUCCAAGGGGAACUUGAGGGAGUACUUGCGAGCUCGGCGUCCACCGGGCAUGGAGUACUGCUACAACCCUGAUCAGGUCCCUGUGGAGAACAUGUCAAUCAAAGACCUGGUGUCCUGUGCCUACCAAGUGGCCCGAGGCAUGGAGUAUCUGGCUUCCAAGAAGUGCAUCCACAGAGAUCUUGCUGCUCGCAAUGUUUUGGUAACAGAGGACAACGUGAUGAAAAUAGCUGACUUUGGCCUGGCAAGAGAUAUCCAUCACAUUGAUUACUACAAGAAGACCACCAAUGGUCGUUUACCAGUCAAGUGGAUGGCUCCUGAGGCGCUGUUUGACCGGAUAUACACACACCAAAGUGAUGUCUGGUCAUUCGGGGUGCUGCUUUGGGAGAUUUUCACCCUGGGAGGCUCCCCGUACCCAGGCGUCCCUGUGGAAGAGCUGUUCAAGCUGCUUAAGGAAGGCCACCGCAUGGACAAGCCCUCCACGUGCACUCAUGAGCUGUAUAUGAUGAUGAGGGACUGCUGGCAUGCUGUACCCUCUCAGAGACCCACAUUCAAACAGCUGGUAGAGGACCUAGACCGCUGCCUGGCCAUGACAUCCAACCAGGAGUAUUUGGAGCUGUCUGUGCCUCUGGACCAAUACUCCCCCAGCUACCCCGACACCCGCAGCUCCACCUGUUCCUCCGGCGAGGACUCCGUUUUCUCCCACGACGCUGGAGCCGAGGAGCCCUGCCUGCCAAAGUUCCCCCCCCACUCCAACGGGGCAGCCAUUAAGAAACGCUGAUACCUCAUCUCCAUUCAGACAAACAUUGACAUUUCCUCCGCUCCCUGCCUCAUGGGGUUGGACUCUUCCCCACAUUCCCAGAGAUGAAGCUAAAAAACACUGGUGCUCUGUGAGAAAGUGAGCUCUGAGAGGCCUUGUAGAACGUGUUGGAUCACAUGGACUGAAGAGAGCAGCCGUUUCCCGGUUCUCGGUGGUGACGAUGUUUAUGGGGCACUUUGUAUUAUCCAGAGUGGCAGUUUGUCACCAUGUCAGAAGAGAGCAGACUCCCACUCUUCUCUCCUCUUUGGGCAUUCCACGGGUCAGGAGAAUCGAAAGAACUGACUACGAUUGUCAGGGUUUUUGUUUGUUUGCUUUCUACCCUCCGUGGUCGUUUCAUCAACAGUGAAGGACAGCAUUCUGCUUUCCCGACCAAAUCUAGAGAAUAUACAACCAAGGGACAUGCAGCACCGUGGUCCACUGCAUUAUUCAUUAUCUUCUUGUAAAUACAGUUAGAAAAUUAUAAAUAUGAAUAUAUAUUUACACUGUACUCUUAUUUUUAUUACCAUAAUUGAUUUAUUUUCUUUUGUACAAGGACGCUUUUGUUUGAUCCAUUUUUGAAUAUAGUCUGUAGGGGCAGUUGUUACAUGAGAAUUUCUUAAAUUGCUGAGGAUUACAUGGCCAGUUGUUUUUUUUUGUUUUUGUUUUUUUUUUUUCCUGUAUCACAACUUUGAUUCCCCUAAAUUUAUUGCAUAAUCAUCAAUGGAAAAAUAUAUAUUGGUUUUUCUAUUUUUUAACUUCUAAGUGCUUUUCAUGACACAAACGGCAAUACAGUGUAACUCAGUGUUUGGGGUUUCUCUCCAGCAGAAGUGCUAGAUUUAUGAAUUUUUGAUGCGUCUGUGUGUGUGCGUGACUGUGUCUGUGUGUGCAUGUAUGUAUGUGCGUAUGCCAGAGAGAGUAUGUGCGAGUGAUUGAAAACAGCAGGAUGUGUGGAUAAUUUUAUCUGGUCUCGUUCAAGAUUGUUCAUUCACUUCAAGGAUGGUCACAACUUUUAAUGUUCCUGGUUGUACACCAUUCUUGUUUUAAAACCCAGAGUAGUUUGAUUCAGUCAACGUCAUGCACUUCCACUGUGCAUGCCUUCCGUGUGAUGAACUUAUCUUCUACUGUAAAUGCUUUAACAGGAGUUACAUCUGCUACCAUAUAAUUUCUGAUGAAGGGUUGCAGAACACGUAUGUCAUCGUAAAAGGAUUACAUUAAAUAAAAUGCUAUCGAAAAACAAA